Messenger RNA from Chlamydomonas reinhardtii, 2995 nucleotides. RefSeq lists its product as uncharacterized. The coding region runs from base 310 to 1560 and encodes 416 amino acids. Gene Ontology annotation, biological process: protein autophosphorylation; intracellular signal transduction; peptidyl-serine phosphorylation. Gene Ontology annotation, molecular function: ATP binding; calmodulin binding; calcium/calmodulin-dependent protein kinase activity. NCBI's taxonomy places the organism in Eukaryota, Viridiplantae, Chlorophyta, Chlorophyceae, Chlamydomonadales, Chlamydomonadaceae. The transcript is spliced from 9 exons. Gene Ontology annotation, cellular component: nucleus; cytoplasm. The record is from RefSeq and is a predicted model, not a curated record.
CAUCAGGUUUCUAGCUGAUAAGGAGCGUUGCAAUAAAGUCCGCUCCCUGGCCCUGGGGUCCAUAAACAGACCCCACUGGAACGGCCACCUCCAUCAUAAAAUACAUUCUUUCUUGUUUGUAUGAGUGCAAGACUUGUGGGGCCCACCAAAACAGCCCAAAAGCGGCGUUGCAUUCUCAUCACAUUCUUCGCCAUAUGUUUGGACAGUUGGUCCAGGAGGAGCGCAGCUGUGACCCGCUCUAGCUUCUAACAUCAAACACACAACGAAUAGCAACAGACCGCCACUCGGUUGUGUUCGAACGUCUGAGCUAUGGGGAACAUCUGCGGAGGCGCGUCAAGCGGCGGGGUGGACGCCCCAGCGGGCGGCGUGGGCGCCGGCAAGUACAGCCAUGGGCCGCUGCUCGCAGCCCGGGCAAAAGCUGCCAAGGACUUGGAUAGCUGCAAGAAGGAUGAGUUUGCCAAGAAGUACGACAUGAAGAAGCUGCUGGGGAGAGGGGAAUACUCCAAGGUCGUGGAGUGCAUCAACAUGGUGGACCACAAACGCUAUGCGGUCAAGAUACUGGAGAAGGCCAACACGGAGCGGGAAGCCGUGGUUCAUGAGGUGGCGGUGACGCGCAUGCUGGCGGGCUUCAGCCACACGGUGCGUGUGCACGAGGUGCUUGAGGACAAGCACUGCUACUACCUGGUGCUCGAGCUGUGCAAGGGCGGGGAGCUGUUCGACCACAUUCUUGCCAAGGGCCAUUACUCGGAGGCUGAGGCGGCGGCUGUGAUGCGCGUGCUACUGGACUUCACGGAGCACGCGCACCGCGAAGGCAUCAUCCACCGCGACCUCAAGCCCCACAACAUCCUGCUGCUCAACGAGGUGACUGAUGAGCACGUGCUCGACUCGCCCAUCCGCAUCAUCGACUUCGGCACCAGUGACUACUGCGCGGACGGCGAGCGGCUCACACACCGCGUGGGCACGCCCCACUACAUCGCGCCCGAGGUUCUGAAGGAGGACUACGACAAGACCGCUGACAUCUGGUCCCUGGGGGUCAUCCUCUACAUUCUGUUGUCGGGCUCCAUGCCCUUCGGCGGCCCCAACCCGGAGACCAUCACCAAGAUGGUGGCGGCGGGCAAAUACUCAAUGGAGUCGGAGGUGUGGAAGGGCGUGAGCGGCGAGGCCAAGGACUUUCUGGCGGCUAUGCUGCAGAUGGACCCGGCCAAGCGCGCAACCUUGCAGCAGCUCAAGAACCACCCUUGGUUCGCGGUGGCGGAGGCGGGGGCGGCAGCAGCAGCGGGAGGCGGUGGUGCGGGCGCGGGCGGCGGCGCGGCCAACGGCAAGGCGGGCAAGGCGCUGGCGCCGCCGCGGGACAAUGGCGACAGCGCCUUGGAUGGCAGCGUGACGCAGAGCGACUCCAGCGAGCAGGAGGAGGCGGCGCGUGGCGCACAGGUGCCUGCGGCGGCGGCGGCGGCGGCGGCGGGUGUGGGUGCGGCGGCAGAGCCGGAGGCCAGCGGGAGCCACCCGAAGGCGGAGGGGGUUCUGGAGCCACAGGCGGUACAGCUGGGCGUGUCGGCCUGAGCUGGGUCUGGCCUUCGAUGCACAGCAGGGCAGCGGCACGGGCCGCGCUGCAUCUCGCAAACUUCACCCGUUGCUACCACAAUGCGUUUACCUCGUCAUGGUUGGGCAUGGAUCAGUGCCGAACGCACUACAAUGAUGUCAGAGAAUAAUGCAGUUUUGCAAACGAUGUUAGCAAGAGCGGAACUGGCUUAAUGAGAACUGGUAGUACAUAGGCAGCGGCUUCUGCUGAUGUGCCUGCAACUGAAGUGAACAGUGGCCGGGGCUGUGUGAUGGCUUGGGCGGUUCGCAAGAAGGGGCAUGACAAGCGGACCUGACCGGACGCGUCGGGAUGUUUGUUGUUGUGAUGUGGUUUUGCUGACGCCGAGGCCGCAGUUGGAUGUGGCCUUGCCUGCUGCCGGUGCGCGGCGGUUGGUGCGGGCGUUGAGGGCUGUGCAAUUUCGAGUAGGGACGCCAUCGCGCGAAUGCAUUGUUGCGUUGCUGCGGUGCAGACUGCAGACGUCAGGCAGCAAUCGAAGCCCGGCGGUCGCAUUUUGCCGCGGGUUUAGCAGCGACAGGCCGACAGCACUUUCCAGGCGGCGUUGGGCGGAGGGGGUGCGCCUCCUGCCCUCCUCCGUUCAGGUCACAGCGGCGCAGUGCUGUGAUGUUGUCAGUGGCGGUUGUGCUGGCACUGUGAGCCUGUGAGCUUUUGGGAUUGUCGAAGCAGUGGUGUUGAAUGUGUACGCGUGUGUGGCAGCAGUGAAUGACGUGGCAGUGGUGCAGACGAAUUGGGCUGGGCCGGCCUGCGCUGUGUUAUGACGGCUAGGCUGGGCUGGGCUGAGCUGGGCUGGGCUGGGCUGGGCUGGGCUGGGCUGGGCUGGGCUGGGCUGGGCUGGGCUGGGCUGCUAUUGGUGUGCCAGGUGUUUUGUAGCAAGGAAUUGUGACAUGCGGACUGUGAUUUUGGUUUGCAGAUUGGGCGCGAAACAAGAUGGAGAAAUGCGUGUUAUGCGGGUUAUGGGUGCCUGCGGCUCGGUGGCGGUACUGGUGGUGGCUGACGCGAGGGGCGGUUUGGGGGUCUGGAGCUGGUGGUUUCGGCCCUGGCCCGACGAUCCUGGUAUCAUGAUCUUGGUAACUUGGAUGUCACCUUCGCGUGGCGGUCUAGUAGCAUGUGUGGCCUCCAGGUGCAAGCGUCUAGGCUGUCUGUGUGAGAUGGCACGAUACUGGGUGCCGAUGGUGAUGCAACUACCAAGGCGUGCCGGUACAUGCCUGACGGCACGUUAUCAUAAACGGAUUAUCUCGUAGCUGCCAGCAUCUGUGAGACGGGCAGGUCAUGUGGUGUUCCCUGUCGUCUUAUUGCGGCCCCUGCAGCAUGGGCUGGCGGGGCUUCAUGGCGGGGGCGGGGCUUCAUGGCGGGGGAACUUCAUGCGGAGCACAUGGUGUCACUGUGGCAUACACCGAG